AUGAUUGUGUGUAGCUCAGCACUUACACCUUUACAGCUAGUCGCCGAGGCUCUUUACUCAUUUGUUGUAUUGCAUCCACUCACGGGAUACUACUUAUAG
Molecule: messenger RNA, 99 nt
Organism: Blumeria graminis f. sp. triticale
Lineage: Eukaryota; Fungi; Ascomycota; Leotiomycetes; Helotiales; Erysiphaceae
Source: the annotation of a GenBank genome assembly